Messenger RNA from Lithohypha guttulata, 516 nucleotides. RefSeq lists its product as uncharacterized. Lineage: Eukaryota; Fungi; Ascomycota; Eurotiomycetes; Chaetothyriales; Trichomeriaceae. Bases 1 to 516 code for a protein of 171 amino acids. Gene Ontology annotation, cellular component: P-body; Lsm1-7-Pat1 complex. Gene Ontology annotation, molecular function: RNA cap binding. The record is from RefSeq and is a predicted model, not a curated record. The transcript is spliced from 2 exons. Gene Ontology annotation, biological process: deadenylation-dependent decapping of nuclear-transcribed mRNA.
AUGAAUACCGCUGAGCAGCAGCAAUCCCCUCCCCAGGACGGCAAUGUCUUGGGUGCUGCCGCAGUCCCCGUCCAGGGUGCGCCUCAACUCCCACCUCAGAUGUUCACGACCGCUGCACAAUUGCUAGAUCUCACAGAUAAGAAACUCAUGCUCGUCCUGCGUGAUGGCCGGAAACUCAUUGGCGUUCUGCGCACUUGGGACCAAUUUGCGAAUCUCGUCUUGACGGACACGAAAGAGAGGUACUAUGUCGAGACUGACGAGGGUGAUGAUGCGCCGCCACGAAGAUUGUUCUGCGAUAUACCGAGGGGAACGUAUUUGGUGAGAGGGGAGAAUGUUUUGCUGUUGGGAGAGAUUGAUCUGGAUAGAGAUGAGGAGACUCCGCCUGGGUAUGUUGAGGGGCAAAUUGAGGAGGUGUUUGGGAUACAGAAGAGACAGGAGAUGGAUAGGAAAAAGAGUGAUAAGUCGAAAUUGCGGAGAUUUGGUGAUCUGGAGAGUAGUGGUGAGGUGCUCUUCUGA